Molecule: messenger RNA, 183 nt
Organism: Clunio marinus
Lineage: Eukaryota; Metazoa; Arthropoda; Insecta; Diptera; Chironomidae
Source: the annotation of a GenBank genome assembly
AUGUCCAUCACUUCAUUUCCAGCAAUUACUUUACAUUCUGACAUUCAAAUGAAAUGCUUUCAACGUUUUAUAAGGCAGAACUGUAAGGUACACGUAAAUGGAGCUUGUGAGUUAUUCAGUAUCGUUUUCCGAAUGUGCAAGAACGGUUGGAUACCAAGUUUCUGUGGAGAUGGGCAAAAAUAA